Botrytis byssoidea is the source of this 419-nucleotide messenger RNA. RefSeq lists its product as uncharacterized. The coding region runs from base 188 to 385 and encodes 65 amino acids. The record is from RefSeq and is a predicted model, not a curated record. The transcript is spliced from 2 exons. NCBI's taxonomy places the organism in Eukaryota, Fungi, Ascomycota, Leotiomycetes, Helotiales, Sclerotiniaceae.
GCUACAUCUUCCCCGAAACACCCUCCAAUUUCAAGCAUUCGUAAAAAGCGAGAGUGCACUGUAUUCCGUAUAUCGCCGAUUCAUUCCGUCUGUUGGGGGAGUGUCAUGUUCCUGGCACUGCUUCAUUUCGUCUUGUAGAUGAUUCCGCACCGGAUCAUCACGAAUCCUAACAAUAACAUUGAGCCUGAUGCCCGGGAUAGACUCUCAGCGAUACUUUUGCAAACAUGAUGACUGUGGAAAGUCUUUCGCACGCAAAGAGCAUCUGUCCCGUCACGAGAAAAGCCACAUCCCUGCUAAUUCGCUUCAAUGUCAAGUUUGUAAACGACGUUUCAAUCGAAAUUUUCCACACGAUAUUAGAAAAUGUGACACGCAGAGCACUACAUGAGAAGGAGUAUCUACUAUAUCAAGACGCGGAUUAA